AUGUUGCCGACCCUACAUGUUGAAGUCCUCUGCUCUUUUUCCCAGAGGGAAUGUCUCUCGAUCCACAUCGGUCAGGCGGGAGUCCAAAUGGGGAACGCCUGCUGGGAACUUUACUGCCUGGAACAUGGGAUUCAGGCGGAUGGCACCAUCCUGGGCAACCAAGCCGCUCCGAAGGUCGUGCCCGAGACCGAGCAAGUGGAUUCCUCUUUCGAGACCUUCUUUUGCGAGACGGCCUCCGGGAAGCACGUGCCUCGGGCGGUCUUCGUGGACCUGGAACCCACCGUCAUUGACGAGAUCCGCACAGGGACCUACCACUCCCUCUUCCACCCGGAGCAGCUGAUCAGCGGCAAGGAGGACGCUGCCAACAAUUACGCCCGAGGCCACUACACCAUCGGCAAAGAGAUCAUCGAUACCGUCCUGGGCAGGAUUCGCAAAAUGGCUGACCAGUGCAGCGGCCUUCAAGGUUUCCUGGUCUUCCACAGCUUUGGCGGAGGCACCGGAUCCGGCUUCACGUCUCUCCUGAUGGAACGGCUCUCGGUUGAAUACAGCAAGAAGUCCAAGCUGGAAUUCUCGGUGUAUCCCGCCCCGCAGGUCUCCACCGCCGUGGUGGAGCCGUACAACUCCAUCCUGACCACCCAC
Messenger RNA from Notechis scutatus (mainland tiger snake), 639 nucleotides. The record is from RefSeq and is a predicted model, not a curated record. Lineage: Eukaryota; Metazoa; Chordata; Lepidosauria; Squamata; Elapidae.